UUCUUGUAAUAUACUAAUAUAUACAAUGUGUUAUUAUAUUUUAUUUCAAUUUAAUUCCUACACUUGUUGAAUAGUUUUGUAUUACUUGUUGUUUAAUUAAUUAAUUUCCAAUUCUAGUCAUAUACUCAUAUCUUUAAACUAUUGACUAUUUGUUCUUUAUUAUAAUUAUUUACGACAUUGAUGGUUUGCUUUUAAUAUUUUCACUUGUAUAGUCUUAUAAUUUUAUUUAUAUAAUGUUUUACUUUUAACAUGAAUUAUCAAAAUGGAUUGUAGACCUUGGUCAAGAGAAUCAAAAAAGAAGUGGAAAGACUCAACUAUUGAUCGAUUGAAAGCUAGUAAAACAGUAUGGCCUAUUCCUCAGAUAGAACAAGUUUUUUUACCAGAUUUUAAAAUUAAAUCCCAAAUAAAUGAAUAUUCAUUUAAGAGCUUGGAACUAAUUUGUAAUGGUGUUUUUGGCAAAGUCUACAAAGUUGAGAAAUUAAAUUCCAGUGGUGAUUUAUAUGCUAUGAAAAUAUUGGAAAAAUCAUCGGUUGUAUGUGAAAAUGGAGUACAACAAGUUAAGAAUGAAGUACAAAUUCAAUCAUUAUGUGGUCAUCAUCCAUUUAUUGUGAAUUGCCCAUUUUUUUGGCAAAAUAGGAAUCAAUUGUUCAUUGUUAGUGAGUAUGUUGGAGGCGGUGAAUUAUUGAAACUAUUACAAAAAUAUGGACCACUACCUGAAGAAUUAUGUCGUGUAUAUUUUGCUGAAUUAGUUAUUAUAAUAGAUUUUCUACAUAAUGCCGGAGUUAUAUACAGAGAUAUAAAACCAGAAAAUAUAUUAUUAGACGAUAAUGGGCAUCUUCAGUUGAUUGAUUUUGGUCUUUCUAAAUGGCUUCCACAAGGCUGUCAUACAUCUACUAUUUGUGGAACUACUCAGUAUAUGGCUCCAGAAGUCUUAGAGUCUGAACCAUAUUAUAGUCACGCUGUAGAUUGGUGGUCCGCUGGAGUUCUCUUAUUUCAAAUGCUUACAAAUCAGUAUCCUCCAAAGUCACACGACGAAAUCAAUAUCACGUUGGAAAAUGUUAGUAAAGGUGCCACUGAUAUGGUAUUAAAGCUGUUGGAAACAAAUCAGCACUACCGUCUAAAAUCUUUUCAUCAGAUUAAAAUCCAGCCGUUUUUUCAUAAUUUCAAUUUCUCAGACAUAACGCUAAAAAAGCAUAAACCAAACGAAUUAUUAAAAAAACUGCUCGAAGAAACAACAGGAAACAAUCAUGUGUUUUCUCACUUCGAAGAAUUUGAUGAUUAAUUUAAGUAUGUGAUAAAUAAAUAUAAUAAACAGUGUAUUAACUAUUAUAUAUUAUUAUCUAUUUGUUUAAGAAUUGU
Molecule: messenger RNA, 1359 nt
Organism: Acyrthosiphon pisum (pea aphid)
Lineage: Eukaryota; Metazoa; Arthropoda; Insecta; Hemiptera; Aphididae
Gene: S6KL
Product: ribosomal protein S6 kinase like
Exons: 9
Coding region: 263-1282 (339 amino acids)
Biological process (GO): protein phosphorylation
Molecular function (GO): protein serine/threonine kinase activity; ATP binding
Source: RefSeq, a predicted model, not a curated record